Spea bombifrons (plains spadefoot toad) is the source of this 2277-nucleotide messenger RNA. RefSeq names its product transmembrane channel like 7 (gene TMC7). The record is from RefSeq and is a predicted model, not a curated record. The transcript has 16 exons. The coding region runs from base 102 to 2258 and encodes 718 amino acids. NCBI's taxonomy places the organism in Eukaryota, Metazoa, Chordata, Amphibia, Anura, Pelobatidae. Gene Ontology annotation, molecular function: mechanosensitive monoatomic ion channel activity. Gene Ontology annotation, cellular component: plasma membrane.
GCUGUCAUGGCAACUGGGCUAGUAAGGUGAGCUGCCUGAAGGGACUUCUCCGGGCCUGGUGAGGAAAGUUUCCGUGCGGCUACACCGGUCACCUAUGAGCCAUGAACGCCGAGCCUCACGUUUCCAGUGUGCACCGGCAACCGGAGAGUGACGGCGAUAACGAUGUCUUUCUCCCUGAAGGAAGUGUGGUGCCUGCCAAUCAGUUUUUACAUGAACUGCCAAGUUACCAGUCUCUUCUGCGCAGGAGACCCUCAAACUAUGGAACCAUGGAGAGUCGCAGAAGUGUCCGACGUAUGACUACGUCACUGUCCCGUGAGCCAAGUCGCGUGGGCUCAAUCCAUGAAGAAUAUAAUAAUAUGCCUCUCCGUGACUAUGCGCUUAGCAUACAAGAAAAAAGGAAAAUCAGGAAUAUUCAAUUGUCACGUUCCCAGUACAUUUCAGGAUGGAGUCAGUGGAAAGAGAGCAGUCGGAAUCAAGUGAGAAAGUUCAAGGAUGAUUUUGCAGAGUUAUUUUCUUACCUUAUGCUGUGGCGAAGUAAUAUCAAUAGCAUAGAGGGAAAAUUUGGCACUGGCAUUGGGUCUUACUUCUCAUUCCUUAGGUUUCUGGUGUUACUGAAUCUUGUGAUCUUUCUUUUGGUGUUUUGCUUCACUACACUGCCUGUUGCCAUUUCCAAGCAAGGAGUUCUUAACAGCAGCCUGGUUGUUCCCACUGGCGUUGAUUCUGCAUGUACAUAUUAUACACCGACUGGUCAAGGACUUCUGUAUUUCUACAGUAAUAUAAUAGAUCUACUCUCGGGGACGGGUUUCCUUGAACUGACAUAUUUAUUCUAUGGUUAUUAUACCAUCGAUUCCGUCACUGUUUACAUCUUUAAGUACAGUUUGCCACUGGCCUAUGUGCUGGUGACUAUUACCUACCUGCUCUUGAGUAUCCUCUGGAUAGUUAAAAGGGCUGUGACUGGUUUUAAGCAAAGCUUGGUGCAUGAUUCUGAUCGAUUUCAAAGUUACUGCAACAAAAUAUUUGCAGGCUGGGAUUUCUGCACCACAGAUGAAAACUACGCUCGGUUAAAACACAGCAGUCUACAGCAUGAACUGAAAACAGACUUGGCAGAGGAAAGAAUACGCCAGAGAAAAGAGAAACGAACAAGGGGAGAAACCAUUAGGAUCUAUUUGUUGCGCUUAUUUUUAAAUAUAAUUGUCAUUGCUGUUUUGGGAGGCUGCUUUUACGCAAUCUACUUGGCUACUGUCUAUUCACAAGAAUACAGUAAUAAUAAUGCUAUCUCACAGAAAACUGACACCAUUAACCUGCUUGUGGAGUAUCUACCAUCAAUAGUAAUCACCAUAGCAAAUUUUAUAACGCCUGUAAUCUUUCAAACAAUUGUAGGUUACGAAGAUUAUGCGCCUGCCUUUGAAAUCAGGUUUACGCUCAUAAGGUGUGUGUUUGUCCGGUUGGCCAGCAUUGCUGUACUGCUAAUCUCGCUCUGGACUCGCAUCACUUCGUGCGAAAGCAAGAACUGCAGCCCUUGUGGAUAUAACCAUACGUUAUACCCUUGUUGGGAGUCUAGAGUUGGGCAGGAAAUGUACAAGUUGAUGAUUUUUGACUUUUUAAUAAUUGCUGCAGUGACAAUUUUUGUGGAAUUUCCUAGAAAGUUGCUAGUCACCUACUGUUCGUGGAAGCCCAUUAAGUGGUGGGGGCAGCAAGAAUUUGAGAUUCCUCAGAAUGUGCUGGAAAUAGUGUAUGGGCAGACAAUCUGCUGGAUAGGAACAUUUUAUUCACCCCUCCUGCCGGCCAUAGCAACUAUAAAGUAUUUCAUUAUCUUUUACAUCAAAAAGAUUAGUCUUAUGGAGAACUGCAGGCCUUCAACUAGGCCUUUCCGGGCAUCCAGCUCCAACUUCUUCUUCCAGGUGAUAUUGCUGAUAGGUCUUAUCUUGGCAUGCAUUCCUGUGGGACUCGGAAUCGCAUAUAUACCAGCAUCUAAAGCAUGUGGGCCGUUCAUGAACUUCAACACUUCUUGGGAAAUUAUCCCAGUUACAAUAAACUCAUUCCCAGCGGGCCUGCAGAAGACUAUCUACGUCAUUUUCUCAGAAUCAUUUGCCGUUCCAUUUUUCCUGCUAUCUUGUCUUGUCAUGUUCUACUUCAUUGCUCUUGCCGGAGCGCACAAGAAAGUGGUGCAGCAACUCCAAGAACAGUUAACUAUGGAAAGCCGAGAUAAGCUUUUUCUUAUCAGAAGACUGACCGAAGCACACAGCAUCAGGGCAUAAAGACCCAAAACGCAGCAAA